GUAUCGAUCGCUGGCAGCUCGUCACGUCCACAGAUAUGCGGUGGAGCCAGCGGGACAGGAUCGUCCUUCCGUCACAGAGACUGAGGAGGGUGUGACGUGUUUAGGACUCGCCGACUUGUCAUCCAACAUGUCCUUCAUCCGAGUCCUUACGUUGUUCCAUGUUGUCAUUUCUCCGACAGCAACCGCAGCGGCAAGGGCAACUUACCGGGUCCGACCAGAAUCCACCGCCGUCCUCAUCAACCGCACGGUCUCCCUCCGCUGUGCUUUCGACGGUCUGUCCGCCAAGGACCAGGUCAACUGGUACUGGUACAACCCACGGUCCGCCGCCAAACUCUACCACAUCUCGUCGGGGUUGAACGUGGCACCGGAGUUUCCGAGAUAUCUAAUCGCCGGGAACCAAAAGAAAGGCGAAUUUCAUCUGAAGAUUCAGAAUGCCCUGCCUGAAGACGAGGGGAACUACAGGUGCAGCGUCUUCUCCGUACGGGAUGCUGGAGACGCCAAGUUAACCGUAGUAGGCAAGUACAUGCUUAUUGUAUAG
This is a messenger RNA of Branchiostoma floridae (Florida lancelet), 538 nucleotides long. RefSeq lists its product as uncharacterized. Gene Ontology annotation, biological process: cell-cell adhesion. Gene Ontology annotation, molecular function: cell adhesion molecule binding. The coding region runs from base 128 to 538 and encodes 136 amino acids. Gene Ontology annotation, cellular component: cell-cell junction. The transcript is spliced from 2 exons. The record is from RefSeq and is a predicted model, not a curated record. NCBI's taxonomy places the organism in Eukaryota, Metazoa, Chordata, Leptocardii, Amphioxiformes, Branchiostomatidae.